AUGAAGGUUCACACCUUUACUCUUGUAGUCCUUUGUUCUAUGCUUUUAAGCACUACUUGCUAUUGCAUUAACCCCAAAUUUUUCAAUCCUUCAAAAGUUCCAAAUGAUGAAAAACCAUGGGACCAAGCACAAGCUACAUGGUAUGGAACCCCCGACGGUGCUGGUUCAGAGAGUGGUGCAUGUAGUUAUGGUAAAACUGUAGAGAGUCCUCCAAUCUCUAAAUUGACAGCGGCUGUUGGCCAUUAUAUUUUCCGCCAAGGUUAUGGAUGUGGUGCUUGUUAUGAGGUAAAAUGCACAGAUAAUGCAGCAUGUUCAGAGAAGCCAGUGACAGUGGUGGUAAGUGAUGAAUGUCCAUCGUGUUCAGGAUACCAUUUCAAUCUCAGUGGCGCUGCUUUUGCUUCCAUCGCAAAUCCAGGUCAACAAGAUAUUCUUCACAAACUUGGACAAGUCAACCUUCAAUACAGAAGGGUUUCAUGCUCAUUUGGGAAUUCUAUAGCAGUGAGGAUCGGUGAAAACUCUAGACCACCAACUUACAUGGAAGCAUCAAUCGAAUACGUAAAUGGAGACGCAGAAUACAUUGAUUUAGAAGUUCGUGAUCAAAGUUUUCUUACUGUUUCUCGUGUGGGGGGUGCAACAUGGAGUUUCUUUUUCGCUGGUUAUAAUUUGCAACCUCCAAUGACUUUAACGCUCACUCAACGUUAUUCCAAUGGCACCAAAGGAAAGACCAUUCAACUUCCUAAUAUCAUCCCAGUUGAUUGGAAGAUUGGUCAACUUUAUCAAUCAAAGACAAAUUUCUAGAAGACACUUACUAGAAAAUUUUAUUAUAUUUCUAUUUAUAAAUA
Molecule: messenger RNA, 842 nt
Organism: Arachis duranensis
Lineage: Eukaryota; Viridiplantae; Streptophyta; Magnoliopsida; Fabales; Fabaceae
Product: putative expansin-B2
Exons: 4
Coding region: 1-798 (265 amino acids)
Biological process (GO): sexual reproduction
Cellular component (GO): extracellular region
Source: RefSeq, a predicted model, not a curated record